AACAAAAGAUAAUGGGCAAAACGAAAUCCCAACGUCGUAAAAGCGUUCUCUUUUACGACAAUGUUGUCGAUCUUAAAGACGAAGAUGAUUGCGCGGUUGACACAGUACACGGGGUACAUUCAGAAAAAGUACCCAGGGUGGGUACAGAAAACGUACCCGGGGUGGGUACAGAAAACGUACCCGGGGUGGAUGUUGAAACAUCCCGCUUGCCCUGUGGCGAUUCUCAGGGUACCUGCAAACAGCCAGCGGCGGUGAUGGUUAACAAGCGAGGACUCAAAGUAAUUUACCAUGAAAAAAUCGAAUUGGUGCCAUUGGAAAUCGUUCCAUAUUUAACCCCGUCAGUUUCAUGCGGUUCCGUGAGCGAAAAGAUAUUUCGGCAAAACUCGUUCAUGUCCGAUUCGGGCAUGGAAUAUCUAAGUUCGGCUUCCCCGCCCAGAAGAGUUACCUUCGGCUCCAGCCAGGAUUCGGACGCGGGCGGGACACUGUUCCCAUACAGUCUGUGUUACCGAACAGAGGAAGCGUGUCCAGUGUAACAAGUCUUCCCAAUUUUGCACACGGGAUCGAUUACAUGUCUUCGGAAAAUGACAGAGGUGUUGGCAAAUUCAGGGUGACUUUCUUCAACAAGUUCGGCAAGAAAGGCACAACUGCCGAAGGACUCCAAGACGCCUCGAGCGUUACGCACAUGUACAACGGAGCCGUUCUAGUCACAGAUAUGCUUGGCAGCAAAAUAGUCCUGUUUUCACGCAGCGGUAGGCCAGAAAAAAGUUUUAUUACAGGCGAGUACACGGAGCCGUGGUCGGCGGUUCUGACGCCAAAAGGUCACGUGGCCGUCACGCUGCGACGUCACAAAUGCAUCGCCGUCUGGUCGGGGAAUGGAGACACCAUGGCGGAGUUCGGUCACGAACAUCUCCGAUGUCCCACGGGGCUCGCCGUAGAGAAGGACGGACGGUUCAUCGUAACGGACGAACAGGCAAACAAAGUGUACAUCUUCAGCCCGAGUCGAGUCCUGCAGUGUGUUCUGGGCGAGGAGGCCGGCAUCACGUUCAAUCAGCCUCGGCACGUCUGUCUGUCCACGACUGGUCGCAUAAUCGUGUCAGACUCGGGCCACCACUGUGUAAAGAUCUUCAACAAAGAUGGAAUUUACGUCAACAAAAUCGGCGAAUUCGGGUCGGGCGACGGACAGUUUAAGUUUCCCUACGGCGUCUGCGUCGACCAGGAGGGUCACAUCAUCGUCUCGGACCACUACAACAACAGGGUUUCUAUGUUUCAUGCCGAUGGAACAUUCAUGCAGCACCUCGUCACGGCUAAAAAUGGCGUCAAGCGACCACGUGGUGUGGCAGUCAGGUGUGCGCAUAACCGGAAGCUGUUCGUCACACACGGUGGUCUAAGAGCCACGGAGGUUUUGGUAUUCAGAAUGACAUUAAAUGUAUCUGAACUUUUGAUCAACGUGAAAUGCUUUGUGUAAACAUUAUAUCGCCAACAAUACAAAACCAAAUAUGUUGUCCCAACUACGCUAUGUUGAAUGAUGCGCAUUCCAAUGGUCUUUCCCAGUCUCCAUGAACAUUGUUUAUUGUAAAUAAAUUCAGUUUUAGUUGAAAGAACAAGAAAAGUAGAAGUGUUUUGGAAAUAAUUAAAAAAUAAUAAUAAAACAUAAUUUGGAAAUAACCGAAAAAAAUCUAACUAUUUUUAUGUGCAAUUAAAAAAAAAAAAAAAAUUGAUUCAGAAAUAAAAAGACUGUCCAGUGCUGGGAAGGACAAUCUGUAGGCCUAGCAGCUAAGGUGGCAAAAUACAAAAAGCAAAGGAGCCCUUCUACUAUAUAAAUUUCCUGAUUUAGUUGGCAAAUAAAAGGAGAGAAAAACCUAGGCCUAUAUUACUGUGCCCAGUUCCUUUUUUACUUUAUAGGCCCCUAUAAGGGCUCGCGGUGUGUAUUUGAAAUUAGGAAUUGGGGGAAGUCUGUGCGAUGACUAGAGAGAUGCUGUCCAUAAAAAUCUUGUAUUUCAGGUGUUCAAAUACGGCAUAUCCGGCCUUCUAAAUACAAUAACGGUAAUUUAGGGGAGGGCAUGGUCCCCGCCCCUUCCCACCCUGCAUAUUCAGUGUAAAUACAUUUCUUAACAAACCUCCAUACACCACCACCCCCCCCCCCCCCCCCCCCCACGAUUAUACAACAUUUUUAUUUUUAGAAAAAUUUAGAUUAUGGUAACGUUGCGUGAGAGCGUGAUGUUUGUUACAAAUGCGUAAGACUCACGCCAAAUGCGUGAGAGUUGACAGGUAUACCAUCAAAUCUUCAAAAUUGUAUGCUUCUGGAAUUAAAAGAAUAUGUUUGGUCAUCCCUUUAAGAGGACGACCACAAAUUUGAGUCAA
Messenger RNA from Gigantopelta aegis, 2361 nucleotides. Its product is annotated as tripartite motif-containing protein 2-like. The transcript has 3 exons. Gene Ontology annotation, biological process: negative regulation of translation; proteasome-mediated ubiquitin-dependent protein catabolic process; protein polyubiquitination. Gene Ontology annotation, molecular function: ubiquitin protein ligase activity; translation repressor activity; protein binding. The record is from RefSeq and is a predicted model, not a curated record. Bases 347 to 1465 code for a protein of 372 amino acids. NCBI's taxonomy places the organism in Eukaryota, Metazoa, Mollusca, Gastropoda, Neomphalida, Peltospiridae.